Molecule: messenger RNA, 7672 nt
Organism: Oryzias melastigma (Indian medaka)
Lineage: Eukaryota; Metazoa; Chordata; Actinopteri; Beloniformes; Adrianichthyidae
Gene: fbxo41
Product: F-box protein 41
Exons: 14
Coding region: 535-3036 (833 amino acids)
Molecular function (GO): protein binding
Source: RefSeq, a predicted model, not a curated record
GUGGCCGGUCGUCCGUGCAUGCCCGCAGCUCUCUGCCGCUGCGGUUUCAUGCGCGACGUCGGGAGUCCGGUCCAGCCACGGAGCUGAGAACCGGGGGAGAACCGGGGAUGGGGUGGAGGAGGGUGGGCAUGCCCUUCUCUCGUCACGGGAGCUGCUCGCUGCUGCGUCCGCACGAACCUCCCGGCUCGUCUGCGCGGUUUGUUUUUUGUGUCGUUUCGUCGCCGAAUGUCAGAUCGGUGAUGCAGCCCGUCCACACCCACAUGAUGAUGCCGUCCAUGUGCAGCGCAGAGGACCUGAGGCGGAGGAACCAUGGGAGAUGUAGUACAGACCAGCUGAAUGUUGCCUCUCUGAAGUCAUGUAACUAAUCAGACUUUUCCAUAUCACAUGGGAUUUUUCCUUUGCUGACUGACAUCCCCCAGUUUCCAUGUUCUCAGCAUGAGAGGGUCUGUCAUGAGCCUGACCUCUGUGCCCUCAUACUGGCGCUGUCACUGAGCCGCGUGAGCGCCGCCUCUUCCCCGGCAGUAGCUGCACGGAAUGGCCUCUCUGGACCUUCCAUACCGCUGUCCUCGCUGCGGGGAGCACAAGCGCUUCCGAAGCCUUUCGUCCUUGCGUGCCCACCUUGAGUACAACCACACAUACGAGACUCUCUACGUCCUGUCCAAGUCCAACAGUGUGUGUGACGCCGCUGCUCUACUGCCUCUAGUCGCUGAGGGAGCUCUCCUUACACCUGCCAACAACAACGACCCUUUUGAGCCGCUUAGGCCUUCAGCCCUGAAAGAGCGGCGCUUUCCUUGCCGUGAGCUUCCUUGUGUGGAUGACCUAAGUUUGACCCCAGCCAACUCCAAUUCUGCAGCCAGGUACAUUCCUAAUGUGGAGUUCCCCUUGGGGGAGAUCUUCAGCAAGAAAGCUAUGACAUCCACAGACCCAGGUCCCCAUGGAAACCCCAGCACUGCUGUAGCGGUUGCAGCGAAUGUGGCAGCCAGUGCAGUGGAAGCAGCGUAUGAAGAAGGCCUAGCCAGGCUGAAGGCCCGGGCAUUUGAACGUCUGGAGCUGGACGAGAGGCUGGAGAAGCUGUCAGAGGAGGUGGAGCAGAAAAUAGCGGCCCGUGUGGGGCGUCUCCAGGCGGAGCUGGAGAAGAAGAGCUGCGAGUUGGAGCGGGCCAAGCAAGAGAGCGACCGGCUCAGCCAGGAGAAGCAAGACCUGGAGGACAAGGCCUCGGAGCUGUCUCGACAGGUGGACGUGUCUGUGGAAAUGCUGGCCAACCUCAAGCAGGACCUGGUAAACAAGGAGGCAGAGCUCAGCCAGAAACAGCAAGAAGUCGCCCAGAUUGAUCAGUUCCUACAGGAGACGGCAGCACGUGAAGCCAACGCCAAGGUGCGCCUGCAGCAGUUUAUUGAAGAGCUCCUCGACCGGGCUGACCGGGCCGAAAAACAGCUGCAGAUCAUCAGCAGCUGUGGGACCACGCCGAACGGCAGUCUGGGACGCUGCAGCCUGCAGGCCUCAAAGGGCAGUGGACGCCAGAGGAACUCCAGCCUCUCUGGAAGCACAAGAGGAAUGUACCAAGUUUCAGAGAGACGCUCUUCUCCCAGCACCGGUGCAUCAGGGAGGGUCAAGUCCGUCUCGCAGGGCUCUGGAGGCUACGACAGUGACAGCGUGGAGAUGCAUCCCAUGGAGGAGUGUCCCGAGGUGCAGUACUAUCAGAUGCAGUGCCGGCUGGGCGAAGGCGGGUAUGAACGCUCCCCUGGAUGCGGAUCGAGAAAUUGGGGACUCCGGAAGCAGGCCAUCCAGAACUGGCAGCGGCGACCAUACAGGAACAGCACAGAAGGCGAUGAGGGAGACGUAUCGGACGUGGGCUCUCGGACCACGGAGUCUGAAGUGGAGAUGUGGGAGCAGGAGAGGAGAGCUGUGGCUGAAGUCCAGCAGUCCGCCGCACCCUAUACCCACCACGGCAGGGCAGUGUACCGCUCUAAUGCAGGACGGUCUGAAGGAGUGUACAGCAAGUCGUGCCGCCACGAAAAGAGCCCCUCCAAAGCCAACGAGGUCAUCAGCCCUGAAAUCCUGAAGAUCCGUGCAGCCCUCUUCUGCAUCUUCACAUAUCUGGACACCAAAACCCUCCUGAGGGCGGCCGAGGUCUGCAGGAACUGGAGGUUUGUGGCGCGUCACCCGGCCGUGUGGACGCGGGUGCUGCUGGAGAACGCUCGCAUUUCCUCUAAGUUCCUGUGUACAUUAUCCCAGUGGUGCACUCAGACGCACUCUCUCAUCCUGCAAAACCUCAAACCCAGACAGCGAGGAAAGAAGGAGUCCAAGGAGGACUACCUUAAAAGCACACGUGGCUGUCUUGAGGAGGGCUUGGAGGCAUUGUUAAAGGCCACAGGAAGUAACCUGCUGAUACUCAAGAUUUCACACUGUCCCAAUCUCCUGACUGAUCGCUCCCUUUGGUUGGCGAGCUGCUUCUGCCGAGCCCUUCAGGCGGUGACUUACAGGAGUGCCACGGAUCCAGUGGGUCAGGAGGUCAUCUGGGCCCUUGGUGCAGGUUGUAGAGACAUCAUUUCUCUGCAGGUGGCUCCCUUACAUCCAUGUCAACAACCCGCUCGCUUCAGUAACCGAUGUCUGCAGACCAUCGGGAGGUGCUGGCCCCACCUACGAGCUCUUGGAGUGGGGGGAGCUGGAUGUGGCAUUCAGGGACUCGCCUCACUGGCAAGGAACUGCAUGCGCCUCCAGGUGUUGGAGUUAGACCAUGUGAGUGAAAUCAACCAGGAGGUGGCAGCAGAAGUUUGCAGAGAAGGCUUGAAGGGUCUGGAAAUGCUGGUGUUAACCUCCACACCAGUCACCCCGAAAGCUCUCCUCCACUUUAACAGUGUUUGUAGGAACCUCAAAUCCAUUGUGGUUCAGAUCGGAAUCGAGGAUUACUUUGAGGAUCCCAACAGCCCAGAAGCAAGGAAACUAUUUGACGAAAUGGUUAACAAGCUGCAGGCUCUGAAGAAAAGACCUGGAUUCUCCAAGAUUCUCCACGUGAAAGCAGACAGUCUCUGCUAACCCCCUUGGUGUGUGUCUAAGUUCUCAAGAGGGCAGAUCGUAGCUGCAGUUGCUCAAAAGGAUCCGGCUGGUCAGAGCUUAUUUCUCUGAGUUGAAUCCGUGUGCGACAGCAGCACAAACAAGACUCGGUCCAAAGCUCACUGUCCUUUCACCGAGAGGUAAAGCUCCAAAUCGAAAAAUGUGAUUGAGGCUAAUGCAAGGUUUAUGUACCCAUCAGACUCGCUCUGUCAAAUAAGAAGACUGUUUUGACAACUCAAGAACGACAGAAACUCUCGGAUUCCUUUGCAUUGUUGGCUAUUUCAGAAAAGUGGGCUGUCGUCGCACACAGCCAGGUCCUUCAGACAUCUGGAGCUGCAUUUUUUCUUUCCGCAUACAUCGUGUACCUUCAGUCCUAACAGCUAAGAGGCAGGUGAUCUAGUCGAUUUGAAUAAUGUACAUAAAAACAGCAGCUUUGACCUCCAAUACUCAAAGGGUUAACGGGAGCUUCUUUUGAGGAAACUGAACACAAAGGGCAACUUUGUGAACUCUUUAGGCUUCCGUCCAGAAACUGAAAAGUGCUGCAGCCGCUCUACGCACUGUGGGGACAGUAGAGACUGCUUCCUUGUAGCGUUGCAGCCGUGUAAAUCGCCUCUUUUAACUAUCCUCUGCUUCCACAUGCGAACGGAACCAACUCACUCAUCUGGACUCAGUGUUUUUCGGUCAUGUUGGGACGUGUUUAAGUCAGAGUACAGAAGGCAGUAUUAUGUUUGUAACUGUGUAUGUCCAGUGAGCGUUUUUUUCUUCUGUGUGCCAAUAACAGGGAAAUGGGGGGAGGAGCAUGUGAUUGUUAGACAGAAUAUGGGGAUGGUGUGAAUGGAAACAGCUCUCGCUGAACAUAAUACUUCUAUGAAUGUGGUCCGACAUGGUUUGAGUUUCCACCAGGGCCAUUCCAAACACACCCUCUGCCUCCAUCUGCUGGUAUAUCCAUGUAAUGACACCUCAGACACUGAUGCAGACUCAUCCUUCACAACAUGAAACAAAAAUAACCAAAAGAAAAAAAAACAUCCACAAAAUGAUGACAGUAAUCUAAUCAUAUCUGCAGGAUGAUUAGCAAUUUCCACUGAGUGUGACUGCCGUGAGUCAAACAGGGCAGUGACCUGACACGCUGUUUCCCAUUUGAGAAUUAAACCCCUGCGGUUCAAUGAUUGUCUCACCUCAGAUCUAAACUAAACUAAAUGGUUGUAAAAAUGAUAUGUUUUGAAGCAGAAGGACACAAUAGGGACAUGGGGGGAAAAAUAUUUAUGGGGCCUAUUUCCAGCAUUUUUUUUUCCUUUUUUGUGAGAUUUAACUCACAUUGUGGACCAAAAAAAAAGCUAGGAUUGUUUUGCACAAUUUCUUUUUAUUACCUGUCUGGGAAUUUCCACCCUAUUUUUAAAAACAAGUGCAAUAUGUCUUCACCACACUACCGCUAAACUAAAAUCAUGCAGACUUGAUUGUAAUGGUUACUGUAAAAAGGACACAUCGACUUUCUAAAAGUGCUAACUCUUUAAAAUAAAUAUAGAAAAAACAUUUAUGUAAAAUCAAGCCAGCUUCUGAAUAUUACGGAGGCCUAAAAGAGACAUCGAAAUAUAUAUAAAUAUUUUUUAAAGUUCUGUUUUUUGGUGCACACCAGAUACUAACCUCUGUGCACCACUUACUAUCUGGUGAGCACUUGAUUGUAACAGGUAUGCAUGAGAUAGGCCGAAUCCGAAUUAUCCCCCUACCCCUAUGGCUUCUUCCUACCCCUCCGACUGUUGGGGUAUUUGUAGGGGUAGGGGUUAUCAAAAUUGUUUUUUUCAAGGGAAAGAAGUAGGGACUUUUCAUUGCGUAUCCCUCCACCACGAGGGUGAGACAUGUUGUCCUGUGCUAUGGAGGAGAAACUAGUUUUUUAUCAUGGAUGUGCUCUGAAGCACAGAACUUUACAUGUUUUUUUUUGUUUUGUUUUAGCAUGACUUUUUAAAGUUAUAAAACUGACGUGUAUUUUCCAAGCGCUGGCAGGUAAGGUAGAUGACAGGCAAAUAAUGAUGACGUCUUUAAAGUGAAGCGUUGUCCGAAUUAGAAGACACUAUUUUUCCAUAACUCUCCAUUUGGAGGACUCAAUGUACGGGUAGGGAGAAGCCGUAAGGGUAAACGAAGUAUUCGGGUUCGGCAUAGUAUAGUGCUCUCCAGAUAGUUACUGGGGUGCACCAUUUACUAUCUCGUGCGCACCAAAUUGAACAGGUGCACACGAGAUACUAUCUCAUGUGCAUAAGAGAGUAUCUAGUGCACACGAGAUAGUAUAAGGUGUGCACUGGUUACUAUGUGAUGCGCACCAGGUUGUAACAAAUAUCCAUGAGAUAGUAACUCGUAUGUACCAGAUAGUAUCUGGUGGUCUCCAGAUAGAAAGGAGGGAGCACCAGUUACUAUGUCGUGCUCACCAGAUAGCAACUGGUGCACACAAGAUACUUUCAGGUGUGCACUGGUUAGUGUCUGAUGCGCACCAGGUUGUAACAGGUAUCCAUGAGAUUGUAACUGGUAUGUAUCAGAUAGUAUUUGGUACUCUCCAGAUAGAAAUGAGGAUGCGCCAGUUACUAUGUUGUGCUCACCAGAUAGCAACCGGUGCGCAUCAUUUACUAUCUUGUGCGUACCAAACUGUAACAGGUGCGCACAAGAUACUAUCUUGUGUGCAUGGGAGAGCAUUUAGCGUGUUUACCAUCUGGUGUGCACCAGGUUGUAACAUGUAUGCAUAAGAUAGUAAUUGGUAUGUACCAGAUAGUAUCUGAUACUCUUCAGGUGUGGUGUGCAUCAAUUAGUACUUGCAUUAAUAGACCAAGUAGUAUCACCAGAUAGUUUCUGGUGUGCACGGGUUACACUCUAGUGUGCACGAGAUACUAUCUGGUAUGCACAAGAAACCAGUUUUUUUAAUACAUAUAUACAUAUAUAUUUCAAUGUCUCUUUAGCAGCUUUGAAGAUUAUGGUCUUGUUAAAAAACGAUUUAUUACUGUUGAAAUGAUGUUCUUCCAUCACCGCGGCAUUAAAACCCCACUCAUAAAUACUGGCAGUCCAUUCAGAUAAUCUAGAAUAAAUAAGUUUGCAACAAGUCGACAAAACAGCACCUGCUGAUUUUAAGUUUUUGACAAUCCUAUUUAUGUUAUCAGCUACUCUGUACAAAGGGUUUGUAUAGAAAAAAAAAUAUCAACCAACAUGUGAUGUUAUAUACUAUUUUAAUGUCAAAUUCUGAGUGGGAACGUUGGACGCUUACAGGUCUUCAUCAAAUACAAAUUUGUUUUUUCCAAAGUUGAAUGAAAGAUAGAGAAUUAUAUUAUGUAUAACAGUAGUGUUAACAUUGCAGUUGUGUAAUAGAUACUUUAUAUUAACUGUGCAUCAGAGUCAUAUAGAGAUGGAAAUUAUUUAAGAAGAGGAUAUCAGAUAAUUCUGCUAUUUAUUUCUAUAAAAGAGCGCUGUGUAUAAUGUUGGCAUGUUUGUGUUCAUGCAUCAAUCAUUGAGUUGCCUUCCUAACUGUUUUGCUUCUGUGGCAAAAGAAAAUUAAAACAAUUAUUAGAUGUUUAAAGAGCUUUGAUUGCCUGCAGAUCGAUAUUAGCAUUCCCCUUUUUUUACUCCGUCUGUUGUUGCACUAUAUUAUAUAUAAAAAAAAAAAGAUAUUUGAAGAUGUUUACUAUAGGAGUGUUACUUUUAAUGUUUAUCGAUAUUUGAAAAAAACAAAACAAAUGAAGCACUUUUUCUUGGACACUUUUUUUGGUUGUCGGUUUGUCAGACGUUUCUGUCUGCAGGACGCUUUCCAAAGUCGGAAAAAGCGAAGCUUACGUCGCACUUUUCAUGGAAAUAAAGACGCUGAAAACAAAGCGAUAGCUUAAAAAUCUAUCAGAAAACGGAUGUACACCCUUUUCUCUCAUCAAGUCUCUACAUUGAUGGGAGGCUAAAGAUCAAAUCUGACUCAGACAUGUUUAUUCUUUUGUUUUUUCUUUUGAAAAUUGAACCUUAUUUCCAUUUUUUGUUUGUUCUGAUCAUGAUUUAAUCAAGUCAUUCAUCUGUAAAUAACCCUCUCUUUCUGACAGUGCUCCUGCUGUGUUGUAACUAAUCUGCUGUGGAUGCUGCAGGACUGCAAGGCUCUGAAUCUGCAGGCUAAAAGUGCCAACUACACUGGAAAAAAACAAAAAAACUAAUUCCUGUUCUUCAUCUGCAGAUUUCUGCUAUUUAAAGUCCAAAGCAUCACCUAUUUAUCAAAGCACUUCUUUAUUCAAGUGUUUAUUCCAUGUUUUUAUCAAGUGUCCUCUGUUGCAGUUAUGAUGCUGUGCAAUAGAAAAGUCACGUGGGUGCUCAUGUACAUACUUUAUGUUUGGAUGAUUGUAAAAUGCCCGUUCAUGAUCAGUGUUUUACACAUUACCUCAACACUUAACUGGGCAAUUAAGUGUGUUUUUUUAUUUUAUUUAUUUUUUUGACUACCACUAGGUGUACUUGUUUAUUCAUCAACUUCAUCCAUUUUUGCUCUUGCAAAAAACAUAUAUAUUUACUGUUAGAGGACAAAGAUAAAACCCCGCCUUCUAUGAUGACUGCAAUAGAUGGAAAUGGACAAGUUUUCACUCAUUUGUUGUCAUGAAUAAAAUUGCUUUAAUUGUAA